CGUCCCAGACAGACAGCCAACAGCAGACGCAGACUGUAUCUGAAAGCACAGACAGCAAGGCGCAGCCCAAGAGGCUUCACGUCUCCAACAUCCCCUUCAGGUUCAGGGACCCCGACCUCAGGCAAAUGUUUGGCCAAUAUGGCAAAAUCUUAGAUGUGGAAAUCAUUUUCAACGAGCGUGGCUCUAAGGGGUUCGGGUUCGUAACUUUCGAGCAUAGCGCGGAUGCAGACAGGGCCAGGGAGAAAUUACACGGCACCGUGGUAGAAGGCCGUAAAAUAGAGGUCAAUAAUGCAACAGCCAGAGUAAUGACGAAUAAGAAGACUGUCAACCCAUAUGCAAAUGGCUGGAAGUUAAAUCCAGUGGUCGGUGCCGUCUACAGUCCUGAAUUCUAUGCAGUUCCCAGUUUUCCCUAUGCAGCAGCAAGUGCAGCGGCAGCGUACAGGGGGGCCCACUUACGAGGCAGAGGCCGCACAGUCUACAACACAUUCAGGGCAGCCGCCCCGCCUGCCCACAUCCCAGCUUACGGAGGUGUUGUUUACCAGGAUGGAUUUUAUGGUGCAGAUAUUUAUGGUGGUUACACUGCCUACAGAUAUGCCCAGCCCACUGCUGCCGCCGCUGCUGCAUACAGUGACAGUUACGGACGAGUAUAUGCUGCCGACCCCUACAACCACACACUUGCUCCAGCAGCCACAUACAGCGUUGGUGCCAUGAACACGUUCGCCCCACUGACAGAUGCCAAAACUAGGAGUCACGCGGACGAUGUGGGGCUGGUACUGUCUUCCCUCCAGGCUAGUAUAUACCGAGGAGGCUACAGUCGUUUCGCACCCUACUAACACCUUGUGUAACCCCCCCUCCACCUUCACACAACCUUCUAACAGGGCAGAGAAAGAAAGAGCGUGUGUGUGUGUGUGUGUGAGUGAAUGAGAGAAAAGCAGGGCGAGCGAGAGAGAGAGAGUGAUUUCUGAGGCCUGGGUAUUGCAAUACAUGCAGUUGUGCAUCAUUUUAACAUCUCCAAAGAGAGAGGUGCAGGAAAAAAAAAGACUAAGAAUAAAAUGACAGCUGAUAUUUUUCAUCUUAUACCUCAGAUAUUUUGUGCUGUGUAUUUUGAUAUUGUGGGUUUUUAAUUUCAGAAAAUUUAAACAUAGAUUGUCAGCUGUAGAGAUUUAACCGUGGUACUAAUAGAAAGCUGCUAGAGUAUCGAUUAGGACACAAUGAAAAACAUGAACAGUUUCAAACUUGUUUGGGCCUGUAGAGAACUUCAAACCUGUAAGAUAGGUCAUAGUUAGCAUUUUGGUCUGAUCAUUUUUUUUUUCUAGCGUGGUUAGCUGACUGCCGGAGUCGAGCGUCUUGUUUUGUUUAACAUUUCUGGGCUUACGGUGGUUCUUCCAUUGUCAGGUUAAGUCUUCAUAUGGGGGUGGAUGGGCUGAGAAGUAACAAAAACAGUGUAGGAAGACUGGCAAGAGAUGAGAGGGGGGUUUUUUUACCCCUUAAGGAUUUGGAGGGAUAGGACAAAUGUAGUUUUUGUUUUGUUUUGUUUUUUUAAUGAAUGCUGUGUAGUCAUUAGCAAAUUAUCCAGGCUGCUGAUCCAUUGACUAGAUGGUGUGGGUAUCCUUCAUCGCCCCAAGCCAAAGGUUUUGCUUGAUAUAUCUGGGGUGUUUAUGUAUACAGUCGAGAUUUAACUUAGAAAUGAAACAGAAAAAAGUAUUGCAGUGGCAGGCUACCUAUUUCUUUCUCCAUUCAGUUGUGUUGUCCAAACCCCAAUGAUGUUGGCCAUCCAGAAUAGGAUGUUUUUUAUACAAACUUCCUCUGUAUUGAUUGGUAUUACUAAUGAAUUUUGUACUAUGUGAGAUAUUUAAAAAGAACAUUAAAAAAAACAGUGUCCAAAGCCACCAUUUCUAUUUUCUUUAAGUUUUACUUUUUUUUAAAUUAUGACGGAUUAUUUGUAAUGAAAUGUGGGGCAAAACAGUCUAACAAACCAACAGUGUAUCAUAUUUCAGCUGUGUAGUGAAGAUGUUCUCUCAUAUAAAAAUACACAACAGUAUAAUGUUUUAGAUUUAGACAAGUAGACCACUUGUUAGGGAGAGAUGUCUCAUUUUCUAUUGAAUCAUAUUCAGAUUUAUAUAAUCUCUUUGCAAGUAAUGCAAUCACAGUAUAGGUAGACUCAUUGUAUUUUUGUCAAUUGUAAUAUUUUACAUACACACAACAUAUUAUUUUGUCAUUACUUCUCAAACAUGAGAGACAUAUCAGUGUUGUAGUAGUGUUUAUCAAUUUUUUAUUUUAUUUCGGUAGUUUUUUGAUUUCUCUGAGCUUUUUCUUUUGUCCACAUUAUUUUUAAAGUGACAUCCUUUUUAUUGUUAUUUUGUAGAAAUCAGCCUUUACACUUUGAAAAUUAACUGUUUGAAUAUUAAAUAAAUCUGAGAAAUAUGAUUAUGUGAUAUAUAUAUCUGAGAUAUAUGAUUUGUGAACAGGAUAAAUGAUGAUGUAAAUAGGAUUUAAUUAAAUAAAAGUUGUGGUGAAUUUUGAAAAGUGCUACAUAGGUGAGAGGUUAACCGUUAAGCUAGCGCUACAUAGCAAGCCAGCUAGCUAGCUAACCACUUCUCUCGCCACAUUCUGUUUACAACUAUUCCCAACGGGCAGUGUUGUCACACAUCUUAUUUUGGUAUUUAUAACAAGUGAAACAGGAGAAACGCUAAACUGCACGGCGUCAUGAGAACAGAGGGGGCGCUGUAGCCUUUGGGACUGACGUGUUGUUGGUUAAAGCCUUCCUCUGUGUGUACUGGGCGCGCGGAGCAUCGAGCGUGACGAUGGCGGGCUCUUAACACUCACUUUGCCUGAUGUGCGACUCCGCGACUACUUUAUACAAUCUCUGCUUCCAGUAGGUGUUGUGGUUCAAAAUAAGGCUUCCAACCCUGUCAUUGUAUGUGCAUGCACUAUGAUUCUUCCACCUAACAA
Molecule: messenger RNA, 2952 nt
Organism: Lampris incognitus (smalleye Pacific opah)
Lineage: Eukaryota; Metazoa; Chordata; Actinopteri; Lampriformes; Lampridae
Gene: rbfox1
Product: RNA binding fox-1 homolog 1
Exons: 10
Coding region: 126-833 (235 amino acids)
Biological process (GO): regulation of alternative mRNA splicing, via spliceosome; nervous system development
Cellular component (GO): cytoplasm; nucleus
Molecular function (GO): mRNA binding
Source: RefSeq, a predicted model, not a curated record